This is a messenger RNA of Leucoraja erinaceus (little skate), 3374 nucleotides long. It is a transcript of the gene ccdc14, whose product is annotated as coiled-coil domain containing 14. The transcript has 13 exons. The record is from RefSeq and is a predicted model, not a curated record. Gene Ontology annotation, cellular component: centriolar satellite. NCBI's taxonomy places the organism in Eukaryota, Metazoa, Chordata, Chondrichthyes, Rajiformes, Rajidae. The coding region runs from base 148 to 2907 and encodes 919 amino acids. Gene Ontology annotation, biological process: protein localization to centrosome.
CGUCUUUUGGAAAUGUAUUCAUUUUUAAUUAGGAUGUUUUGGUCUGGAGUGAUUGUCGACUGCGCGGUGCUCUGCUGAACCGGGACAGCGAUGCUUGAAUUGCUUGUUGUGUGAUGAGAUAUUGGGAAGCAUUCUUGUUUUGAUUGUAUGUCCAUUCAUUUAAUUUCCCCCCUGUACAUUGACCUGAAAAUGCCGACCGGGUGCAAGAGGGAGAAAAGCAUGAAGAUGAAAACAGCAAAGGCUUCAAAGGUGCUCUCUUCAGGAAGGUUAGUUGGCUCUUCAAAACAAUGGAAUGGAAAAAAGAGGACCACAGGAAGAAAAGCUUCAGUACUCUCCGUAGAGUCUGGUUAUUCGCUGUAUUCCACUGACUCCGAGGAUCAGGUUACAAACAUUCAUAAAGGCCUUGAUCGAUGUGCAGCGUUAUUGCAGGAUAUUUUGAAAAAUGAGACCACAGAUCCUCACAUACUGGGGAAGACAAAUGUUACAAGAGCAAAGGUGGUGUCAGGCAAAGAAGGCACCAAAAAGGAAGUUAAGAAGAAUACCUCUAUGGCUCAACAUGUGCAAAAAGAUGUUGUUUCAACACCAGCUUUCAAGGUGGCACCUGAUUUAGCAGAAGUAGGUGUGAACAACACUGGGCAUGUGUCAACAGUUCCUGAGUUUAGAAUUCCUUCAGGCCAACAUUCUCCGCUAAGAGAUAAGUGUCUUUCCGAUCAUGUUGAGACACAAAUGGGUCUUCUAAAUGGCCAUGUUCCAGUAAAUGCCUCCAAUGGAAUGCCAGCUAGACCUUACAACACAAUUUUAGAUUUUGGAUCUCAAUAUGCUCCAACAUUUAAUUGUCGACUCCCCACUUCAACACCAGCUAUGUCUCCUAAGGACGCUGCUCACCCAUUGUUAAUUCAACAUAAUAUUUCCAGUGACACCUAUAAUCCACCAGUUUCUCAUGAAGGAUUGAACUAUUUGCCAGUAUAUUCUCCUCCAGCUACCCUUGCCCCUGCUGUGCCCACAUCUGCUUUGGCUCAUCUUGUUUGUGAUGGUGGUGGAAGCUACAGCUUGAGAAACCGAGGUCUACAUCAAAGGAAGGAACUAGAACAGCCAAAGUGUACCCAAUGCUCCAAAACCCAAGCAGAGCAGCAAGGGAAAGAGCCUCAUCACGAGGGUUGGAAAACACAGACGCAAUCACAAGGGAUUAACAAAUCGAACAUUGAGCACGUUGAAGGAAAUGCCGCUGAAGAAAUUCACAUCAAUUUACUGGAUGUUACACCCGUAAAGGACACCAUUGGCCAUUGCAAUCCUGCCAAACAUGCAAAGUCAAAGAAACCAAGUCCUGACAAAGCAGGGAAGGGUAAAACUGCCAGACAUCUUCUGAGUGAACUUAAGGUUCUUAUUGCUGAUCAAGAUAACUCUGAAGUUCUCAGGUUGAUAAUAGAGCUCGAGGAUAGUAUCUCUGUACUCCCCACUGUGAUUGGAAGCACUAACGUAGAAGCAGAAGUAGCUAUGAGUCUUCAGCCACUACGCAGUGAGAAUUCACAGCUUCGCAGACGGUUAAGAAUAGUAAACCAACAACUUCGGGAACGAGAAAAAGCUGAAAAAGAUUCGCGAUCUACAGGUUGCAACUUUGAAGUGGUCUCCCUGCAGUCCAUGAAUACAACAUUGCAGGCCCAGCUGAGAGAGUCAUUGAAAGGGCUUGAGUCUUUGCAAAAGAAAAACGAAGAGCUGCUGAAUGUGAUAAGCAGUCAAAGAGAGCAGAACAAUCAAUUACUCCGGCAGAUGCAAGGGAAAGAACAGGAUCUGUUCCAGAGCAGACAACAGUGUGAGAUGGACACAUCUCGAGUGAAGAUGGAAGUCGAUGAAGCUUUAACGAAAAUGAGAAAGAUUCAGCUAAAACUGGAAGCCGCGGAGAAAGAAAAUCAAAUCUUGGAAAUAACACUCCGUCAACGUGAUGCGGAAGUGAACAGGUUGCGCGAAUUAACCAGAACUUUGCAAGGCAGUAUGGAAAGACUUCUCAAUGACCUUAGUAUGGAUUUUAUGAUACCCAAAUCCAAACUGACCAGAAACAACCUUCAGGAAUAUGAAAAGCGUCUGCAAGAUGAUCCAGGUUUGAGCUCCGUGACAGCUUAUCUUAAAAAUCUGAACAUCAAUUCUGUACAAGACACACAUGCUUCAUCAUUGCUGUUUAAAGUACCUGAAUGUGAACAACCUAAUUUAACUGCUGUGUCAACCAGAAUAUAUCAAAAUAAUGGCAUGUCAGAAAAGUCUUCACCCUCAGGUUUUUCUAGGUACAGUGUACAGACUGAAUAUCAUGAUGUUAAGAAUGAAGACUCUAAGCUGGAUGAAACCACUUACAUUCCAUUAGCAGGCAAUGCCUGCAAGCAAGAAAAAGAACCAGCGAGGAGAGAAUGUAUACCAGUGCAAUCAUAUACUAGAUUAAAUGCGUUGCCUUACGAUAGUGGAAAUUCAUGUAAUGGAUUGAUAGUAAUGCCACAUCCACUGGAUGAGUUGGAAAAGCCACAAAAGGUGGUGUUUGAGGAAAUACCCGUUACUGAUAGGUUGAAGGAAACAAUGGUACCAAGCGAUUAUUCAUCAGAAACUGGAGUGUCAGAAAAUAAUCACAUCCCGCUGAGGCCUUUGGACACUGUUGUACAUCUUCCAAAAUCCAAUUUAGAUCUGUGUACCACACCAACAUUGAGAAAUGAGCCACAAUUACAGAUUGACACUGUUUCAGUGGUAGAUUCAAGUUUCUUAAGUUUUGAUUAUAGAUAUCUAAAAUCUAAUUGCAGCACGUCAUCGAUUUCUUCUUUUAAUUCCAGGGAUGAGCAAAAUUUCAGGAACAGCUUAGCAGCAUUAGAUGCUAAUAUUGCAAGACUACAAAAGAGCUUACAGGCAGAUUUUGAAAUAAAUCGACCUUAAAAUAUUUAGUAUCAUUGACGUGUAUAUUUAUGUCAUGAAUGCCGCUUGUAUCAGGCAGGGGUUUUUUUUAAUGUUUUUAGUUCUGCAAUCAUGAAUGUGGUUUUGUGGGAUUUUUCUAAUUAUAUUUUGAUGUCAGAAAAUCUGAAUCCUUAAUGAUUUUUCAAAUUGAGUCAAAGGUUUACAGCGAGUUAUCUAAGAUAUUUCUAACUCCCCCAAAAAAAUGUAGCUACAAUUAUGGAACUGUUAGCAUUCACCAUUAUUUCCAAAUGUAUGCUGGAGUGCAGUUUAAUAUGGAAAUCAAAAUAUUACGCCCAGUGAUUCUCUGCAAAAUUAGAUUGUCUAAUUGCUUCGGGUAUUAAUAAACUUGCUUGGAAUGUAUGUGUUCUAAUACUUGAGAUAUACAGACCGUUUUAAAAUAAAAAUGACAAAUUAACUGAAUGGAUAUUAAAUGUCAUUCAAUGUAAAAA